Molecule: messenger RNA, 988 nt
Organism: Dentiscutata heterogama
Lineage: Eukaryota; Fungi; Glomeromycota; Glomeromycetes; Diversisporales; Gigasporaceae
Source: the annotation of a GenBank genome assembly
UUACGCUUUUCAAAUGGAUCAAUUAAAAAUCAUGCAAACAAGACCUGUAUUUACUGUGUAUCCUGAUAAGACAGGAAAAAAAUUUACACAGUAUAAUAAUUUAGAAGAAGCAAGUUCAUCUAACACCACUUUACCUGAUUUAAAUUAUAUUUUAUUUGAACCCGUUUUGGAGUAUGAUGAUACUAAUAGCAAAUGGACUGAUUCGGCUAUUAAAUUGUUGCUUGCUUAUUUAUCUGAAAAUUUUUCUUAUUAUUGUAAAAACAAAGAAAAAUUCUAUGCAAGGGCUGCCUUGCAUAUAGGUGGUAAAUCAAAUUUACAAGUUCGUGGAAAACUACAAGGUCUAGUUAGAAAAUAUUCUGAUGAAAGUAAAGAAAAGACAGGCAAAGGAACCUCAAAAUGGCCCUAUUAUUCUUUAAUAAAUGAGAUCUUUGGAAAUCGUGAGAAUGUUCAUCCAGAAACUUUGCAUUGUAGCAAUAAUAUUGGUAAUGAAAAAAUUCAACGUGGAAAAAAACCCAAACUAAAUGAGAAUAAUUCAGCAUAUAUUGAAUCUGUAGCAACUAUUAGUGAAAGUAAGAAGUUGUCAGCUAAGAGUAGAAGGCAGUGGAAUGAAGCUCACUCUGAAAUUGAGCGUGAUAAACUUAAAGCAGAAAAAGAUUAUAGAGAAGAGAAUUUAAAAUUACGAAAUUUAGAGUAUGAACUAAAAAAAAAAGAAGUUGAUGCUCGGAUUAAAAUUGAAGAAGAAAAAUUUGAAUUCGAAAAACGAAUGAAAGAGCAUUUUGAACAAAAAUUAAAAGAAUUAGAGUUAAGAGUAAAAGAAUUAGAAAUAAACUAUAAGCAUAGUGAAUCUAAUGUUAAAGAAGAGCAAGCGAAUAAAGAAUGGUUAAGAAAAUAUUUAGUAGGCGAACUUGAUUGGCAAAAGGACCAAAAGAAAAAGGAUGAAGAAAAUAAAAAGAAACUUGACAAAUAUAAAGAAAAUCUAAAAAGAUGA